UAUUUUAUAUCUAUGAAACGCAUUGAGGAGAGAAUGAAUUCCUUCGGAGUAGUUAUGUGCUUUUGUGAGAGAAUAUAUUGAAAAAAAAAAAAAAAAAGAUACUGAACGUUAAAUACUUACCUCUGGUGAUGUUACUAAGCGAAAUGUAUGCAGUGCAAUUUUAUUACAUACGCCGUUUGUUACUCAGGGAGCCGCAUCUGCGUAGGAGGGAGUAAUUUUUACAUUUUACUAUAUCCUUUAAAAGAUGGGUUUAAAAUUAACGGUGUAAUCAUCAAAAGGAUAUUGUAUGAAAGGAUAUUACGCCUAUGUUCUCUGCUCAACUAAUAGUCUUUUGCCUAGUUACUUUUCUGUGAGGUGUUUUUCUUUGUUUCAAUGCUCAUGUUUUUGGUCUAAAAAUAUUAGAAUAAAUAUCAUGUAAAUGUCUCUGAAUGAUGGAACAAUCAGUAUUACAUUUAUACUGGCUGAAAUCGGUUUUAAUGUGAGCUGAGAAAUGCCCGAUAACGAAAAACCAAAUGAAAAUUCCAAUUUAAAUCAAUCAAAGGCUCAUGCGAGCUCUUUUGAUAAAAGUAGUGGUAGCUCCGGUCCAUCUACUCCACACCAUGAAGCAGAUCAUAGCCAAAAUGAUCUCAACCCCUUGCUUAAGAGAGAUCCAUUGUUAACAUAUGGGGAGUUGAUCAUAUUAGGUUACAAUGGAUGCUUGCCACAGGGUGAAAAGGGACGGCGUCGAAGCAAAUUCGUUCUUUGUAAGAGACCAGUUUCAAACGGUGUACGGAAGUCUUCUCAUUAUGUUGUCAAAACGCCUCAAUCUUCAAAAGCUAUUUUAGAUUCAAAGCAACACUCAAUUUCCUAUACCUUGUCUCGAAAUCAAGCUGUAAUUGUCGAGUAUAUGCCUGAUGAUGAAACAGAUAUGUUUCAAAUUGGGCGAUCAUCUGAGUCGCCAAUCGAUUUUGUGGUAAUGGAUACAGUUGGAGACAAAAAUGAAGCUAAGGUCACUCAGAGUACGAUUUCUCGCUUUGCCUGUCGAAUACUUGUUCGAAGAACUCCUAAUUAUUCUGCUCGAGUAUAUGCAGCUGGCUUUGAUUCUUCAAGAAAUAUUUUUCUAGGAGAGAAGGCAACAAAGUGGCAGCAGAAUGGUGAAAUUGAUGGCUUGACAACAAAUGGAAUUCUCAUCAUGCAUCCUCAGGGCUCAUUUUCUGCUGGUCAGCCUGGUAUUUGGCGAGAAGUCUCGGUUGGGGGUGGUGUUUAUGCACUUCGGGAAAGUCGAUCAGCGCCCGAGAAAGGCUUAAAGAUAGAAGAAGAAACGAAUGUACUUCAAGAUGGGACACUAAUUGACCUCUGUGGUGCAACUUUGCUUUGGCGUUCAGCUGAAGGACUCUCAAAAUCUCCCACUAAACAUCUUCUUGAGGAAAAAAUUGAUGAAUUAAAUGCUGGACGAAUUCAAUGUCCUGUCGGGCUCAAUACCCUUGUGAUUCCUCGCAAAUCAACAUUAACGUGCAGUGAAAAGCAGCCAUAUGUCUAUCUCAUAUGUGGUCAUGUCCAGGGCCUGCAUUCCUGGGGUAUUACAGACAAAGAUAUAAAUGCGCGAACAUGUCCGAUGUGCCUCAAGGUUGGGCCUAUUGUCAAAUUGUCAAUGGGCAUUGAACCAUCUUUGUAUGUUGACUGUGGAGCGCCCACAUUUGCAUUUAAUCCAUGUGGUCACAUGGCAAGCGAGAAAACUGUUAAGUACUGGGCUUCUGUUCCAAUUCCUCAUGGAACCAAUGGUUUUCAUUCUGCAUGUCCAUUCUGUGCGAUGCCACUAAGUGGAGAUCCAGGUUAUGCUAGGCUUAUUUUUCAAGAUCAUGUAGACUAAAUGAGCCUUCCUAAGAAAAAUUCUGCAUUUCAUAUUCUGUGAUGCUCUCUGCAAAAUAAGCAAGAGGUAUUGAAUGUAUUGUACCUGAUUUGGUGACUAUUUUCAAUUCCAGGAAGUAACUUGGAUGCAUCUAAGUGAUGCUUUUCAGAUUGAUAAAGAUAUAAUGGAUGAAUGCAUUGAAUGUUUUCAGGUAUGAAUGCUUAUUUUUUGACAGAAAAAAAAAUGUACAUUCACACUUGUGCAUCUUCAGUGCUAAUAACAAUCAAGUCUUUUCAAAAAAGUUGUUUUUACUAGUAGUUCAAAAACAUUUCUUUAUGUUAUAUUGUUUUUCUGAUGUCUUUAUGUUUAAGUUAUUCAAAGUUAAUUGGAUAUAUAUAUAUAUAUAUAGAAUUGAGUUCACCGCGUUUCGAAGCCAAUUUUUGGCUUCCCAACGUUGGCUUCAAUAACGUCGGUAUUUUAGAGACGUUCACCGCUUAAUGAAGCCAGUAGAGAAGUUCGCUGCGUUUCGAAUCCACUGGCUUCAAUACGUCGGUCUCUAACCACUCACCGCGUUUUGAAGCCAUUUAUCGUGGCUUCAAAAGGUAGGUUUUUUAGAGGUAUACACCGCGCUUUGAAGCCAUAGUGAAAGUUGCAGCCCAAUAUCCUUAAAAAAAGAUUCAAUGAAAGAUAUUUUGUUUUAUUCUCUAUUAAUCUUUUAUAAUUUAUUUUGUGCCGUUUUAAAUUGAUGUAUAUUUUUGAAACUAAUUUCAGCAUUUCAGUUUUUCUUGCCAAUGUUUUAUAAAUUUUUCUAGAAAAUGACUAAAAUUCUUGUGCAGAAAAUAUCACAAAAGAAAAUUCUUUGGAAUAUUUUAACUUAGGAUUUCAAUGAAGGAGAAAAUGUUGUGUAGUUAGCCACAGCUAUUUAUGAAGACAUUGCUAGUGAAAAUAACCUUUACAGUAAAUUUUUGAAAAAAUAAAUAAAUAAAAUGGUUUUCAAAUGGAUUUUCGGUGCAUAUUUUCCUGUUUAUUUCAGAAUAAAUAAAAUGAGAAGCAUUUAAAAAAAAAGAUUCUUUGAAAAAAUACUUUAAUUAAUUAAAUUUGUACGACAAUACUAAUUUUUUUUCUAAUCACAUUCUCAUUCCAUCUGAACUAUUAAUUUUCGGUUUGAUCAUAUAUCCACUAUGUUCCGGAAUCGCCAAAUUUAGUUUUCUCAAAAUUACGCUAGAUCGUAGAUAGCUUAAAAAGAGCAGUUUGUCAAAAAACAAAAACUUAAUGGAUAAACAAAAUUACGCUGCGUAUAGUUAUAAUUUUACUGAUAUUAGUUUAGAAUCAAAGCAGCACUUAGGAAAAAAAAGUGUAAAAACGAUCUAACUAUGUAUGGGUGAUUUAAAAAGCACGACUAUGGAAUUGCAUGUUAUCAAUUGUUAAAAUAAUUAUUGCAUUCAUUAUUUUUCCUUUUUAGGAUGGUUAUUUCUAAAUUUGUUGCAAAACUUUUCAAUUUUUCCUAGCAUUAAAAACUUGAUUUGAUUGCAAUUUAUUUCCGACUCAGGGCCGAUCCUAGGAUGUUGGUUGCCCGUGUGCAAUGCCGCCCCUCUAAAGCGUUUUGACUAAUACUUAACGUCUGACCAUCUUCCUUCUUAUUUCAGUAUCAAGCUCUAAUUUAAAAAAAAAAAAAAACAGAAAAA
Uloborus diversus is the source of this 3513-nucleotide messenger RNA. RefSeq names its product protein pellino-like (gene Pli). Lineage: Eukaryota; Metazoa; Arthropoda; Arachnida; Araneae; Uloboridae. Gene Ontology annotation, molecular function: ubiquitin protein ligase activity; protein binding. The record is from RefSeq and is a predicted model, not a curated record. The coding region runs from base 491 to 1849 and encodes 452 amino acids. The transcript is spliced from 9 exons. Gene Ontology annotation, biological process: protein polyubiquitination; regulation of Toll signaling pathway.